Leguminivora glycinivorella is the source of this 3320-nucleotide messenger RNA. RefSeq lists its product as uncharacterized. The coding region runs from base 99 to 626 and encodes 175 amino acids. The record is from RefSeq and is a predicted model, not a curated record. The transcript is spliced from 2 exons. NCBI's taxonomy places the organism in Eukaryota, Metazoa, Arthropoda, Insecta, Lepidoptera, Tortricidae.
UCAUUUUGUUUCAGAAAAUUUGGUGAAAAAAUAUAGUGAAUUUAGCUUGUUGUGUGUGUGCACGUUAAAAGGUUAUGCAUGGUGUGGUGUUUUAAAGCAUGGAGAAAUCCGAAGAACAGCGUCGUGCGCUUGUAGCGCGCCGGGGCGCUAAAAAAGCAGCGCUAACGAGGAUUAAAAACAAAAUGGACUCGACCUACGUCAAUGACAUCGAGAUGUUGAAAUUGAUGAUAGAGAGGGCCCAGGAGGCAUUCGAUGGCUAUGAGCAGCUCACACUGGAUGUAGGAGACCAGGAGGAUCCCGAACCCAUCGAAACCACAUACUUCGAGUGUGUCGCCGCGAUGCGAAAUCGCAUCGUAGAGUUGUCUGGACCUGGACCCACCUCUUCAGACGCUAGAUCGGUAGCGCCGGCGACGCCCCACGUAUCUUCUAAAUUAAAAUUACCUAAUAUAGAGAUGCAAACUUUCUCAGAAAGUCGGGCACUUGCCCUAGAGAACAGUGAGGGACGGGGUGAAACAGCAAGCAGUGCUGCGAGUAAGGUAGCUGUAGCUAAGGCAGCUUCAUCAUCGUUUGUCACUACUAAACCAUCCCAGGACUGCCUAUACUGUGUGCCUGUUGUCGCAGCCUGAGGAGCUGCGCGAUCCUGAUGCCGCACCCAGCUUGGUACACACACAGUUUGGUUACAUUGUAGGAGGUGAUGUUCCAUCUUCUAUUCUUAAGCGACCUGCUGUCACUCUUUUCUGUCAAGAAUGUCAAACUGAUAUACGUGAUACGAUGUCCAAUUUUUGGCAUACAGAAAAAGUACCUGAAAUAUAUGCGGAACAUACAUCUGAACAACAGCAGUGCGAAAAAUUGUUCACUGAAACUGUCAAACUAGAAGAUAAUCAAUUCACAGUUUCUUUGCCAUUGAAAAUACCUAUCUAUGAUGUGAACAAUACAUUAGGAGAUUCAUUUGGGCUAGCUCUUAAAAGAUUCUAUAAUCUAGAAAAGAGAUUUCAGAAGGAUCAGAUGUUGUAUGACGGGUAUAAGGAUUUCAUACAUGAAUAUAUUGAUUUAGGUCAUGGAUCAUAUGUUGACAUUUCCUCAUAUGAUCUUAAUAAAGAUCCUGUCUAUUUUAUGGGACAUUCAGCUGUUUUGAGGCCCGAUGCAGUCUCUACAAAGCUUCGUGUGGUUUUUGACGGAUCAAUGCUAACAAGCAAUAAGAUUUCACUGAAUAAUAUUUUAAUGAAUGGCCCAAUUGUUCAACAGGAGUUAUUUGACAUACUGUUGUCUUUCAGGGUACACAAGUAUUUCAUUGCUUGUGACAUUAGGCGUAUGUUCCGCAAUAUAUUAAUUCAAAAAGAGCAGCGUUCUUUGCAAAACAUUCUUUGGCGAGACACUCCAAAUGAGUCAAUAAAGUGUAUUCAAUUAAACACUGUCUCCUAUGGCAUGAAGUCAUCUAGUUAUCUUUCAACAAAAUGCCUGAAUGAGCUGGCCACAAGAUUUGAGAGGCAAUAUCCUCUGGCCAGUUCGGCAAUACUUAACUCGACCUAUGUAGAUGACAUCAUACAUACAGAGAAUAGCUUGGCAAAGAUUGUUGACACACAAAACCAAUUGAUAGAAUUACUUGCUAAAGGUAGUUUUACUUUGCAUAAAUGGGCAGCCAAUGACCCUUCAAUUUUGACAAACAUUCCAGUAGAACAGCAGGUUGUUGGGGAACUGGAACUCAAUAAGGACAUCAAAACUUUGGGUUUAAAGUUAGAUAUUGACUCUGAUUCUUUUAAACUUUCAUGUCCAAUGUCAAAAAAUGUCCCUAAGACAAAAAGGCAAAUUUUAAGCUAUAUAAGCCAGUUUUAUGACCCGUUAGGUCUAGCUGGACCCGUUUUUGUCCAAGCAAAAAUAAUCAUGCAAAAGUUGACUCAGUCUUGUACUGACUGGGACUCUGAGCCCUCACCAAUGCUAUUUAAAGAAUGGCUAGAUUUUUACAAUGAUUUGCAGGCAAUGAAAGAGAUUAAAAUCAAACGAAAUGUUACUGUUGACAAUAUUCAGUCUGCUCAGCUUGUAGCAUUUGGUGAUGCCUCAGUUUCUGCAUAUGGGACUGCUAUUUAUCUAAGAGUCACUGACAAGCAUGGUAAAGUAUCUAUGUCUCUUCUUUGUUCUAAGAGUCGCAUUGCAUCUAAAGACAAGAAAUUGACUGUGCCACGAUUAGAAUUAAAUGCAUCACUUUUAAUGGCAAAAUUAUGCUUGAGAGCAUACAAUACAUUAAGUAAGAAGAUUUCUAUUGAAAGUGUGCAUCUUUUCAGUGAUUCUCAGGUUGUUCUGGCAUGGCAAAAAACGGAUCCAACAAAGUUAAAUGCUUAUGUUGCUAAUAGAGUCAAAUUAAUCAAUGAAUAUACAAAGGGUUUUCAAUGGUUGUAUAUAAAAACUGACCUCAAUCCCUCUGACUGUUUGAGUCGAGGUGUACAACCCAGCGAACUACAAGGUAACCAACUGUGGUGGUGUGGUCCAGCUUGCAUGUCUGAUCCAGAGUAUAAAUUCACCGAUGACUGUAAGAAUGUACCUGACAACUUACCGGAGAUCAAGCAUGCAGAUGGAUCCAAGCCGGUGUGCAUGGCAUCAUAUCAAUCGGUUUCUCUUGCAAAUGAUUUGUUAGAUAAGUUUUCUAACAUUAAUAAGGCAGUAAAUGUGCUUGCUUAUAUACAAAGGUUCUGUAAAAAUGUGAGGUUGGGUUCACAAAAAGUUAAGCUUAAUUUCAUUACAUUUAGCGAGGCCACUCAGGCAUUGCAUUUAAUUAUAAAAAAUGAACAGGAAAAGUUCUUUGAUAAAGAGCUAGCUUCAUUGCGGGCAGGUAGGCAAGUUGCAUCGUAUUUGCUGUCUGUCAAUCCCUUCAUUGAUGCUAAUGGCAUUCUCAGAGUAGGUGGACGUUUGCAACAUUCUUCCUUACCUUAUAGUCAAAAGCAUCAGAUAAUCUUACCUAAAGAGUCUAGGGUGACUCACCUUAUUAUUGAAAAUGAACAUUUGAAGCUGUUACAUGCCAGUCAAAAAGAAGUGCUUAGCAAUUUAAGUCAACGCUAUUAUAUAGUAAAUGGUUUGCGAUUGGUAAAAAAGUUUGUAAAUAGAUGUCUCACAUGUUUUAGACUAAAAGGUGUAACCGCAAAACAGCUGAUGGGUUCAUUGCCCGCUGGUAGGGUCAACAUAGACCGUGCGUUUGCUAAGGUUGGCAUAGACUUUGCGGGACCAAUCCUAAUAAAGCAGUCAAGAGUGAGAAGUGUCAUCACUACAAAAGGUUACAUUGCUGUGUAUGUGUGCUUCGUUACCAAAGCAGUACAUUUAGAGUUGGUGUC